Molecule: messenger RNA, 594 nt
Organism: Acanthosepion pharaonis
Lineage: Eukaryota; Metazoa; Mollusca; Cephalopoda; Sepiida; Sepiidae
Source: the annotation of a GenBank genome assembly
AUGCAAUUACAAGUAUAUUCCUAUCUAUCUAUCUAUCUAUCUAUCUAUCUAUCUAUCUAUCUCUGUCUCUUCAUAUCGUUCUUUGUUUCUUCUCUCUCUCUCUCUCUCUCUCUCUUCUAUGCAUUUAUGUUGGUAUCUCGUUUAUAUGUUAAUCUGGACAGAUAUCUCUGUUCCUCCUAUCUAUCUAUCUAUCUAUCUAUCUAUCUAUCUAUGUUUUUUAUCGCCGUCUCUUCAUAUCGCUCUUUCUUUCUCUCUCUCAUCUAUGCAUUUGUGUUGAUCUCUCUGUCCCUCCUAUCUAUCUAUCUAUCUAUCUAUCUAUCUAUCUAUCUAUCUAUCUAUCUGAAACUGUUCAUAUCUAGCUAUUUAUUUUGCGGUACUAUCAACUGUCCUCUCCCCCAUCGCUCAACCCGCCCUGGAACAUAUUCAUCCCACCACCCGCUGAUUCGUCACCUUCGGAAAGGUUAUGCCAAAGUAGAGUGGGGUAUCUAUCUAUCUAUCUAUCUAUCUAUCUAUCUUGAUCUGCUCAUUAUCUAUGUGUCUAUCUAUUUAUCUAUCUAUCUAUUAUUAUUAUUAUUAGAUGUAUUAAAGACUUAA